This is a messenger RNA of Podospora pseudopauciseta, 1047 nucleotides long. RefSeq lists its product as uncharacterized. NCBI's taxonomy places the organism in Eukaryota, Fungi, Ascomycota, Sordariomycetes, Sordariales, Podosporaceae. The transcript is spliced from 3 exons. Bases 1 to 750 code for a protein of 249 amino acids. The record is from RefSeq and is a predicted model, not a curated record.
AUGAUCCGCCAACUCCUCCUCGCUGCCCUUCCCUUGGUUUUAGCCAACCCCCUGCCUGUCCCCGAGGAGGCUGCCAACGCCGAUGUCGCCGCGGCCGCUGACAUUGCCCUCCCACCCCACUGGCACCAAGGAGGUCGCGGCUCGUCUUCUUCCUCCUCCACGUGCGGAAAACUGAACGGCCCCCGUUACUGCAAAGGAACCGCCUACGACCCCUCCCAAACCAACAAGUACCUCUGCGGCGACUCCCGCCUCGGCCCUACCCGCCUCCCCAGGCGUGAGCCGUUGGACUCCAUCACCGAGUUUUACGACCGGUUCGGGGGCCUGUGCCCUGGUGUCUUUCUUGACACCUGGUUCAACGUCACCGGUACUGGGUGGUGGUGGUACCCCGAGGAGAACGGGUUCGUCCUUGGGGACAGCGGCCUGCCGAUUGUGGGGGAGGUCACGCUCGGGAGGGGGACGCUGCUCGAUCGGUUUGGCGGGGAGACGGGGACGUUUGUCAGCCCUGCUGGGGCCGGUUAUCAACAGAGGGCGCUGCCGCCGACGAACUUGAAUACUCCGGCUGAUACUGGGGUUCCAUACAACUACCACGUCUACUCGGUUCUCGUCCCAUUUGUCGUCCGGUCUGGUCCGAUCAGGCCGUGGUUUGGGCAGCCUGGAAAUGGGGUGCAGUUUGAGCUGCCAAAGACUGUGGCUGAGUUGAUUGUUGAUGGGGUCUUGAAAGCGGAGGAUGUGCGCAUUGUUCUUCUAUGAGGGUGUUACAAAGGGGGUGGGAGAAAGGGGGAAAGUAUACAUCUUGGUGAUUCAAAUUUGAAAGUUGAAGGGUCAAAAGGGGUAUCAGCGGGAAAUCAAGGCGUUGUAGCAAACAAGGAAAAACUACCAUUACUAUCUAUACCACUUCAACUAACUAUCCUCAUCAAGAACAAAAGUCAUCCAACAAUCCAAAGAGACAACAAGCAUUAAAAACAGGUGAAUGCCCCCCCAACCCUGAGAAGCGAAUGACCAACCAACCCCCUCAAAACCACCCCCCUUCCUCACCCCUAUCCCCUC